GCAAGCCUUGUCACUGCAACUGUUCCGACACAGCACUCAAGGCCUGCACGGCCUGUGGCUCCCGCGAUGAAUGAUGCGGUGCAGGUCAGCGCCAAGCAUCACAUGUGUAGGUUAAAGUUUGCUAGAGCAGCCCUAAGCCCUGGGUUGCGUUCGAAUCGGUGUUAGCUUUGUUUACGUCCUGUUGCUAUGUCGAGAAUGUCUUUUUGCCGUUGCGACCAAAACAUUCAGCUCGCCGGCAGUCAAGCUUGUCGUCACACAGCGCAGUCCGUUCGACAGCCAAUUCUGACCAUUCUACAAGAACCCCUUGAUCUGCCAAAUGAGGCAAAUGCUACCGAAAGGAAUAAAGCGCGCGACUUAACCCCCUUUCAUGCUGGCAAACGCCAUACACGCGAUACGUCAUGACGAGUCCGAUCUCAGUCCUCUCUCCCCUCUCCUCGUCGAGGCAAAAUGCCCGGUCUCCCCUUGUUGAAUCCUUCCCUGAAAGUUCGAAACCGUCUACAAAUAGCCCUCGGGGAAUUUUAGAGAAGCGCUUUUCAAUCUACGACGAGAAUGCUUCCCCGUUAAAACAGGACAUGCACACAGCCUCUCCAACUUUGGAUGCGGAGGAAGAAGGGCUUUGCGACGAAUGGCCUCCUAGCUCACCGUUUCAGGAGAUGGUAUCCGGCGACCUCACCGGCUUAACACGAGAUAUGACCCCCCGGAAAGAUGGCAGCGGCUCUCCUAAAGGCGAAAACCCCGGUGACGACGAUGUUAAUAUGGACCGAGAAGACUUUAAGCCGGACGAGCCGCCUGUGCCUACAGUGGAACACGCGCCGAUCAUGGCCGACAUUACCUUCACUGAUGAACAAAAGGACGCGGUACAGUUUCCUGAUAUAGAUAGCAGUAUCAUCCACUACCGCUCCGAACCGGUCCAAGUCCGAAAAGUGUCCGGGAUGACCGUGAAUCAUGAGAAUAUGAGCAUCGUGUACCACCCAGAUGAGGAAAAGGAAGGUCCUGUUGAGAAUGGCAUGGGGGGUCACGUCCAUUUGGGCUACGAUACCGGAGAUGACACGUGCUUAAGUACUUUUUCGGCUGUGCCCAAUGCCGAUAUGACCCUCUUCGCAAAGUUGAGAGCGGAUUCGCCACUGAAACGUGCUAGAGAAAAUACGCUCAGCCCGAAGAAGGUAGUUUCCCCAUCGAAACUUGGAGAUUCUAUAUUGAGGACUCCAAAUUCUGCAAAACGAGACUACAGACGAAACGGUUGGGGCGAUCAAGGCGGUGACUAUGGAUCCCCGACUCCUGGAAGAAAAUACCCUCGGAUUGACGAUACUCCCAACUUGCUUGAAUUUACCGACCAGCUCAAUGGGUCUUCGCAUAGACAGUACGCUCUUGAGACCAGUUACGCGUCCCCCGCUCGUCGUAACCCGCGUUUGUCUCCACUCAAGACUACUGAACGCUUCCGAUCCCCCAGCAAGCUCUCGUUGUUGGAUUUCGACAUCCCCCCCGUCCCUACGCCACGCUCGAUUCCAUCUAUCACUCCGAGAGAGCUAGAGUCUUUGAAAUCGUCCUUCCUAUCUCAGAUAUCUUCUCUCAAAGCGACUUUAAGUGGAAGAGAUGCCGAAGUGGCAAGUUUGAAGGAAGCUGUGGCCGACGCUGAACGUCGAGUCGGUGAAGCUCUCGAAGAAGUGCGGAAUGAGGCAGCACGGAAAGAGGCACUGGAGUCCGAGCAGCGGGAGUGGGAACGUCGUGGAAAGGAGAUGGAGAGUGUUUUGAGGGGCGUUAAGGCCGAAAUUGUGGACGGCGAGCGCGAAAGAAAGAGACUAGCCGAUAGAGUUGAAGAGGCUGAGAAGUCGAAAGAACACCUUGAAGGGAAGAUUGUCGAAUUACAGAGUCAACUCUCAGCCGUCAGACAGACCUCUAGUGAACAGACAACUACUACCACACUUUCUAAUUCUCAAAAUAAAACGACUGACGAGGUGGCGAAGGACGUUCAAGACGCAGUUGAGAAAGUGGCACGUGAACUGCACACUUUAUACAAAGGAAAACACGAAACCAAGGUUGCUGCAUUGAAGAAGAGCUACGAAGCUCGAUGGGAGAAGCGGGUUAGAGAAGCAGAAAAAAGGUUCAGAGAAGCUAUGGAGGAGAAUGAAAAGUUGAAGCUGGACAACGCUAUGUCUAGUGCUCAUUCCAGCACAUCGCCUGGAGAUGCCACAAUGUUGCGCGAACAUGAAAACCUUGAGGCUGAGAAGCGCGUCUUGGAAGCUAAGGUUAAGGGUCUUGAGCAGGAAAUUCUCUCCAUUAAACAAGACAACGAAAUACUCAAUGAGCAGCUAAAAAACGAGCGCGCCGAAAAGGGGGAACUUGUUGCUGUUGUCGAUGAGUUUUUUGCUAUGCAACAGCAACAACAGCAGCAGCAACAGCCAAUGGAGAAGGAAGAGUCGCCACCACCCCCUCCUCCCCAUAGGGAACGCACGCUGUCCGUGCUACGGACUGAAGUCGGUCAGGAAGAAGAAGAGUCUCUGCCGAUGACCUUGCCUACCUUAGAGUUGACGGCGAAACCUACGGCUCCGUCAAAUGAAAAUGCUCCCCCAGCUAGUAACAUUGCCCGCUUCUCCAACGCUCCGAGUGGGAUACGACCUCGCCCUUCUCUUGGGCCCACGCCCAAAGUCCCAAGGUUUGGUAUGCCGGCAGGUCAUGUGAGAAGCAACAGCAAGGACGAUAAGGGCCUGACUGGAAUUCCGAGCAAAACUCCUCUUGCGCCGCGCAGCGGCAUUAUGAGUUCAAUCGAGAGGAUGGGGAGGGGUGGAAUGUAAUGGUCUGUACUGUGGUGGAUGUUCCACAUAAUGUGAAAACAAAUUUUCCAAGACAGUAAAGGUGUUAUUUUGUCCCCUGCCCCCAAACCCUUUUUCAACCCUUGGUUUUUGUGGAUGAUUGUGAAUCCUUUUCCUUUUUUUUUGGUUUGUGCCUUGCUAUGUACAGAGUAUGAGA
Molecule: messenger RNA, 2967 nt
Organism: Coccidioides posadasii C735 delta SOWgp
Lineage: Eukaryota; Fungi; Ascomycota; Eurotiomycetes; Onygenales; Onygenaceae
Source: RefSeq, a predicted model, not a curated record